AUGACAUAUAAACGUAAAAAAUAUCAUCAUGGCGAUACCCAUUUAAAAAAACGCUGGAGACUCAGAAACAGAAAGAAGGAUCUUGAUGAAAUCGAUACAGACUUGAAAGAAGAUAAUGCUGAGAAAUUGUUAAAUCAAGAUAUUGAUUUAGACUUACCUGGAGCAGCGCAACAUUAUUGUUUACAUUGCGCGCGUUAUUUCAUUGAUGAACAUUCAUUGAAUGAACAUUUUAAGACAAAGGUUCAUAAGAGAAGAUUGAAAGCAUUAGAAUUGGAACCAUAUACCGUCGAGGAGUCAGAACGUGCAGCUGGCCAUGGCAACUUUAAAUUACCAACUAAAAGAAAAAUUGAGACACAGAAUAUAAAUAAAAAGAGCCUUACUGAUGCUGAUGGAGAUACUAUUUUAGAAGACGAUAUCCCGAAUAAGUAUUUUAAUGAAUGUUUUGAAAAAAUAGAUUUGGUUCGAGAAGAGCUUAGAAAAAGAAAGUGUAAAAUUGAUUUGAAUAAAAUACAAAAUCUUUGGUCAAUUUAUCAAGAACUUGAACUGGUAAAAUCUAAUUAUGAUAGAGAAAGGGAAGAAAUAUCUAAGCAACUUUCAAAGCUUAUAAAAAGUGAACCAGAUAGUGAGACUACAAACAAAUUAAAAAUACAAAACAAGUUAAUAAAAGACAAUUUGAGGAAAUUAAAAGUACCAUUAUGGUCAGCAGAAGAGGCAGCCAUAUUAGAAUAUUUAAAAUUGCCUAAUGCUUUACAUUCUACAACACCAGACAGUGUCAACAAUGUUUUUUUCACUCAUCUCUCACCACCUAGAUCCAAAAAAGAUCAUUUAAAAAUAGCAAAGGAUCUUAAUAUAAUGAACUUUAAAAAGAAUGAAAAUUAUUAUCUCAUUGGGGAUGCAGCCAUUUUUGAGCUAGGUGCAAAAUUCUACAUGAAUAGUAUGCUCCGAAAGAGCAAUUUUGUGCAGUUUUCAAAUCCUGAUUUUGUCAAAAGUGUUGUUGUUGAAGGUUGUGGCUUAGAUCAUACGGAUCCUGAUUCAACAUUUAUCUUGCAUCAUAAUGAUGAUACCAAAUUGAAUAUUAACAAUCGUUUACAUUUAACAGGUGGAGGCUCAUUGUUUUCAUUUAUGGCUUACUAUACUAAAAAUAUUUUGUACCCUAAAGUGCUUCCACUGAAAGUAUUUACAAUGGGCAGGCAAUAUGUACCCUCCCCCUCUAAUGAGGAUAGUUUGUUCCAUGUAAGCCAAUCCUCUGUGGUGGAAUUAUUUAGUGCUACUAGAACAGCGCAAGAAAUGGAAGAAUUAUUUAGUGAAAUGAUUCAGUUACUAAAGUUAUCCUAUAGUCAGCUUGGUUAUCAUUUUCAGAUGAGUUUCCUAUCAGCUGAUAAGUUAAAUACAUGGGAAUCUUCAAGGGUAAUCGUAGAAAUGUAUUCUACAUCCCUAGACAGUUAUGUGGAAAUUGCUAAUAUUUCUCUUAGUGGUGAUUUUAUCAGCAAGAGGCUCAUGUUCACUUAUGUUGAUAACAAACAAACUCAGUUUCCACAUAUUAUAUCUGGUACAAUGUUAAAUGUACCUAAGCUAUUAGCCUGUGUGUUAGAACAAGAUGAAGAAUUUGAACUACCCACACAAUUUCAGGUCAAAAACUGGUCUAUAUAG
This is a messenger RNA of Diatraea saccharalis (sugarcane borer), 1650 nucleotides long. The record is from the annotation of a GenBank genome assembly. NCBI's taxonomy places the organism in Eukaryota, Metazoa, Arthropoda, Insecta, Lepidoptera, Crambidae.